Molecule: messenger RNA, 912 nt
Organism: Panicum virgatum (switchgrass)
Lineage: Eukaryota; Viridiplantae; Streptophyta; Magnoliopsida; Poales; Poaceae
Product: CASP-like protein 2C3
Exons: 3
Coding region: 161-730 (189 amino acids)
Source: RefSeq, a predicted model, not a curated record
CCGAGCCGCGGCGCCGGAGGGGAUCGGAUCGAUCGCUUCGCUCGCACUACAGUGUUCAGCUCGAGCGUUCACGCGCCUCGUGCCACUUCCAGACUCUAGGUGCGGGGCGUCGUCGGAGCGGACCGGCCGGCCGGCCAGCGCAGCCAGCGGCGGCGAGGCGAUGGUGGCCGCGGCGCGGGCGUCGGAGGUGAAGGCGGAGGGCUUCCUGCGGGGCGCGUGCGCGGCGCUGGCGGCGGCGGCGGCGGCGCUGGUGGGGCUCAGCACGGAGACCGAGACCGUGCUGCUCGUCCGGAAGAAGGCCACCGUCAAGGACGUCCAGGCUCUCUGGGUGCUGGCGAUGGCGGCGGCCGCGGCGGCGGGGUACCACCUGCUGCAGCUGCUCAAGUGCCUCUACCUCGGCCGCGCCGGCGGCGGCGUCAACACCUGCCGCCGGAGCAGCAGGGCGCUGGCCUGGGUGUGCCUCCUGCUCGACAAGGCGUGCGCGUACACGACGUUCGCGACGACGGCGGCGGCGGCGCAGGCGUGCGUGAUCGCGCUGGGCGGCGCGCACGCGCUGCAGUGGACCAAGCUCUGCAACAUCUACACGCGCUUCUGCGAGCAGGUCGCCGGCAGCCUCGUGCUCGGGAUGCUGGCCGCCGUAGGCACCGCCGUCCUGUCCGCCGUCUCCGCGCGCAACGUCGUCCGCCUCUACCCGCCGCCGCCGCCGCCGCCCUGCGCCGCCGGGCACUAGCUCGCUCUGGGUCCACGGCGUCAGCUGGGGCGCGUGGGCUUCUAUGAAGAAUCUGACAAUGGGCCCUGGUGAAGUGUAGGCCCAUGAGAAAGGUGACCUGGGCUGCGAAGAUGGAGAUAGUAGGAUUCUACCUACUUUGGACUGUGUGCUCUCUAAAAACAGAUGUACUUCCUCUCUAAAAA